This is a messenger RNA of Balearica regulorum gibbericeps (East African grey crowned-crane), 861 nucleotides long. The record is from RefSeq and is a predicted model, not a curated record. NCBI's taxonomy places the organism in Eukaryota, Metazoa, Chordata, Aves, Gruiformes, Gruidae.
GUACCCAAAUGGGUCCACGAAGUUAUUCGGCCGAUAGCAGCGGAAUUGGAGUUCCUUAUGCCGCAACCCUUUGUGGGGGAAAUCCUGGGACUUUGCAAAGCACUGGGAAUAAGUCUUGGAGAUGGAGUUCUGCUUAACUUUGCCUACGAAUCUACCGCGUUCUGUACUAGUAUUGUCGCUCAGGAUGACAAAGGAAACAUUUACCACGGUCGGAACCUGGAUUACGGUUUUGUCGAUAUAUUAAGCAAGAUUACAAUUGACGUGCGGUUUAUAAAAAGCGGGCAGAUAGCGUAUCAAGGCACCACGUUUCUUGGUUACGUAGGCUUAUGGACUGGACAAAGUCCGCACAAGUUCACAAUCUCCGGUGAUGAACGAGAGGGUGGUAGGUGGUGGGAAAAUGCAAUAGCUGCUUUUCUGAAUCGGAAUUACCCCGUCAGCUGGCUUGUCCGAGACACCCUGAGCAGAGCAGAGGACUUUCAGUCAGCUGUUCUCAGACUAGCGGGCAUUCCCAUCAUUGCUGAAGUUUACUAUAUUGUAGGAGGUGUAUCGCCCAAAGAAGGCAUGGUCAUAACGAGGAAUAGAAGAGGGCCAGCAGAUCUCUGGCCUCUCGAUCCUUUAAGUGGAGCGUGGUUUCGUGUGGAGACAAAUUACGACCAUUGGACUACUCCUCCUCCUUGUGAUGAUCGAAGAACUCCAGCCAUCAAAGCUCUCAAUGCUACCGGACAGCAGAACAUCAAUUUUGAUACGCUCUUUAAGGUGUUGUCAGUGAAGCCAGUCUUAAACAAUAACACCGUGUAUACGACAGUAAUGAGCGCUGCGCUUCCAGAUAAGUACCAGACAUGGAUCAGAACUGUGAAGUGA